Penicillium daleae is the source of this 2289-nucleotide messenger RNA. RefSeq names its product DUF2013 domain-containing protein. Gene Ontology annotation, cellular component: actin cortical patch. The transcript has 8 exons. The record is from RefSeq and is a predicted model, not a curated record. Bases 1 to 2289 code for a protein of 762 amino acids. Gene Ontology annotation, biological process: actin cortical patch localization; actin cortical patch assembly; endocytosis. NCBI's taxonomy places the organism in Eukaryota, Fungi, Ascomycota, Eurotiomycetes, Eurotiales, Aspergillaceae. Gene Ontology annotation, molecular function: Arp2/3 complex binding.
AUGGAGCCCGAGGUCUCGGAGCCCCAGCAGUUCUGGAAUGGUGAGUCGUUAUUCCUUGCCCCGCCAACCCUGCGGACUACCACCGGGACCGGCCUUCAGGGCGAAGGCGGCGCUGUCAUGGAACUUGAAGAGAUUGUCUCGCAGGCUUGUGACACCGAGGAUUCGAUUGACGACGCCCUCAGGGCGUAUCUGAGCUUGACGACGCAGUGCAAAGAUGAAUUUCUCUCUACCGAAUACGACAUCUCGCGCUGUUCGUACAAGCUCUUUGCGUCAACUAUCUUCGGGGCUCAUGCGGAGUACGUCCGCCGACAGAUCAUCUACUGUCUCUUACAGGAAGAUGAUCUGAAAACACUACACUUUAUCGCAUCGUUCCUGCUCUUCGACGGUCGGCAGAAUGAAGCGGCUUUGCAGAUGAUGAAUGAGGAGGGCGUGUUUGCGCGCCUCCUGGAAUUGAUUCAGUCGCUGCGCAGGGACGAUACGGAUGGCGGGGCUGGUCUCCACCGGUUGCUCAUGGACUUGUUAUAUGAGAUGUCGCGAAUUCAGCGAGUCAAGAUUGAGGAUCUGGUACUUGUGGAUGACGAUUUCAUACGGUGUCUCUUCGACAUUAUCGAGGAUUUGUCCUACGAUGUCACGGAUCCGUAUCAUUAUCCUGUGAUCCGAGUGCUGUUGGUGCUCAAUGAGCAGUUUAUGAUCUCGGCUCAUGAUCCAGUUGAUGAGCGGUCGUCUUCUAGUCGGUUGACGAAUAAGGUCAUCAAGGUUCUCUCUGUCCACGGAAGCUUGUACAAGACCUUUGGCGAGAACAUUAUCCUGCUUAUCAACCGCGAAGUCGAGACAUCUCUACAGUUGCUUACCUUGAAGCUGCUUUAUCUGAUCUUUACCACUCCCAGCACCUAUGAAUAUUUCUUUACCAAUGACUUGCAUGUCUUGGUGGAUAUCUUGAUCCGCAACCUCCUGGACUUGCCCGAGGAGGCAUCUGCACUACGACAUACUUAUCUCCGUGUUUUGUACCCGCUGCUGGCACAUACUCAGCUACGACUCCCGCCGUAUUACAAGCGGGAUGAAUUGAGGAGAUUGCUCAGCAUUCUCGGCCGAGGACAAGUCUCGUAUGGAAGCCAGGCCGAGCAAGAAAAGAUCCUCCACUUUGAAGAUGUUGAUGAAACCACACGGCGACUUGUAGGCAGGUGCGCAACGGUGGAUUGGCUACGCAAUGUCGAUAAUCCCGAGAUCACUACUCCAGUCCAUGAGACACCUACCCAGAUUGUCACUGCCACGAUCGAUACAGUCCUCGACGCGACGGUCCAGCAAGACUCGCCGGUUGAAAUGGACUCAAUCGCUGUCACGCGUACAUUAUCUCACAUGAGCUCAAUCCCCGAUUCACCAGGCACGGCAUCACCCACAAGGAUGGACUCUUUAGACUCGCGUGGCUCAUCCGAGGCACCCGACUCGCGACGGAAACUCAGCACCAUCCAUCAACUAGGUAUGCAGUUCGAGCCUGCGUCGGCAUCCACACUCAGCGUGCAAGCCGUCGCGAAUCAGCAUGAAAAGCCCGGCGUCAUCACACCCAGUCGCAAUGAUGGCCGCAGCAUCGACCUGGUCGCGGAAGCUCCCACCAUUCGCGCCCCCAAGAUCAAGCCCGAACCACCGAAAUCCCGGCGCUGGCGCGGGCGUCGUCUCGCCGUCGACGAAGAUGACCAGCACUCCACCGGCACCAGUAGUGAUCGCAACACUAUCCCCGAAGGUGUCGAGAUUAGCCCGACAUCAACGCACACGGCGCCCACCCCACCAGCGCCGACAACUCCUUCCUCCACAACCCCAGAUGCUACCACGGCCAGCACGACCACAGACCGGCCUCUCCCUCCACCACGUCGCUCAUCCCAAACAACUCCAUCAACGAGCCAGCACCGGUCCGUACCAGCCUCAACUGGACCCAGCCCUACUCCGGCCACAAGCGCCGGCACCAGCAUCAACAAGCACGGACAGAAACCCGCGCCGCCCAAAACACGCCGCUGGGGCCGCGGCAAGGCACAGGCUCACGCACACACGGACUCUGUCGAGAGCGGAGUCAGUACCGGGUCUCAGGCGAAAGAGAGCGAUUCAGAGGCCGUGGCUCUGGCUGUAAGUAGCACGACGACUGUGCAGGGUGCCAGCGAGGAUGCCGGAACACUGUCUGAUCCGUUUUCGCCUACGAGUCCGACUAGCCCGACGUUGCUUGUAUCUGCUCCGGAUGGGAAGGAUACUGUGCAGCCGGUAAGUGUUGAGGAAGCAGUGCAGAAUGUUUCGUUGCAUUGA